Molecule: messenger RNA, 963 nt
Organism: Pogona vitticeps (central bearded dragon)
Lineage: Eukaryota; Metazoa; Chordata; Lepidosauria; Squamata; Agamidae
Source: RefSeq, a predicted model, not a curated record
AUGCUGGAUAUCAAAACUAACGCAAGUGCUGCAUCUUAUUUUCUGCUUCUGGAAUUUUCUGAGGUCCGAGACUUACAGAUCAUGCACUUCUUUGUAUUCCUGACAUUGUACCUAGCAACUGUGACAGGAAACAUGCUCAUCAUCUUUGCCAUCGUCUUGGACCAUCACUUGCACACUCCCAUGUAUCUCUUCCUCAUGAACUUGGCUGUGGUAGAUAUUGGCUCAGUUUCAGCAACGAUACCAAAAUCCAUGCUUAAUGCCUUCUUGAACACUAGGUCAAUUUCCUAUUUUGGGUGUGUUGCACAGGUUUUCUUUUUGUUCUUCUUUUUAGCAUCUGAUUUUGUCCUUCUCACAAUAAUGGCACAUGAUCGAUAUGUUGCCAUUUGCAACCCACUACGAUAUGAGACAAUAAUGAACAGAAUCAGCUGCAUGCAGAUGAUGGUCAGCGCAUGGAUCAGUGGCCUUCUCUAUGGAAUAAUACACACUGGCAGCACUUUUGCAAUCUCCUUCUGCUCCAAUAUUGUUGACCAAUUUUUCUGUGAAAUACCCCAGUUACUCAAACUCUCUUGCACUGAUUUAUACCUAGUUGAAAUAAGUGUUCUUGUAUUCAGCAUGAGUACGGUGUUUGGUUGCUUCACUUUCAUUAUUCUCACUUAUGUGAAAAUCUUCACUGCAGUGUUGAAAAUUCCCACUAUGCAGGGAAGGCAGAAGUUCUUUUCCACUUGCCUUCCCCAUCUCAUGGUAGUCUCCAUGUACAUAUGCAGUGGGGUCUUGGCCUACAUUACAUCUGUGGCAAAUUCUCCAUCGGAUUUGCGUUUGGUGUUUGGCGUUAUGUACUCUUUGGUGCCACCCAUAAUGAAUCCGCUGAUCUAUAGCUUGCGAAACAAAGAGAUCAAGGUUGCUCUCCGUAAAAUCCUAAACCUGAAGGAUUCAUCAAAGAAUCCAUUAUCUGAACACCAAUGA